This is a messenger RNA of Paramormyrops kingsleyae, 2845 nucleotides long. Its product is annotated as phospholipid transfer protein C2CD2L. Gene Ontology annotation, cellular component: cytoplasmic side of apical plasma membrane. Gene Ontology annotation, molecular function: phosphatidylinositol binding; phosphatidylinositol transfer activity. The record is from RefSeq and is a predicted model, not a curated record. Gene Ontology annotation, biological process: positive regulation of insulin secretion involved in cellular response to glucose stimulus. Lineage: Eukaryota; Metazoa; Chordata; Actinopteri; Osteoglossiformes; Mormyridae.
GAGCAGUAGCAAAGCUACUAUGUACCGCUAUAUGUACCGCUUUGUAUAAUUUUGAAUCAAUAAGUCAACAUUUAAAUAAAAAAACAGUGUUGUUAUAUGAACAUAUAGUACAUGUGGUAUUGCAGGACGACGAGUUCUUGUGAAUAAUCGUGUGCUUUCCCUUUAAAUAUGUGUUGUCCACGCACUGAGCUAUGUGGUUUGACUGUUUCUGCGCGUUCCCGAUUAUGGCGCUGUCUAGUGCUGGAAGGAGUGUGAACGCGACCGCCGUACCGAGAUCACCGUAAACAGCGAAGGAGCACUGUUUAAGAACAGGAUCAUGUCUUUCUAGAGAAAUGUGAAGAAAAUCAAGUCUUCUACUCAGGGGUCGUCCGUGAAAUAUAGAAUUUUAAAAAUGUAUAUAUAUAUAUAUAUUUAUAUAAGCUAUUCAGCUUUCCACCUUGAAAACUACUGGCGAAAUAACUCGUUUGGGAACUGUAAUUAGCGGAUUUAGCUUAUCAAAUUUGCAAUUAACUUUGCUCAUCUAAAGGCUCGCAUAUAAUAUUUCUGCGAUAUCGGUAUACAUGUCAGUUAUCAGAACUUAGGCUUCCAGUUUUAUGCUUGCUGUGUUGCGGAAUACGGCGGUUGCGAGUGAUGCUGACCAAAGGAAUGCCAUUUUAACAUUGCUACAGUUCCCUCUCAGAUUAAUUUGUAGCUUACUGUUUGAAUCUAAAUGCCCUGUUUGUUAUAAUCAUUUAUGAAAUCAAUUAAACAUGAUUCGGUGUGUAGAAUCAAUUAAUAUCGGACAGUGGGAUGCUACAUAAUAACAACUGAACCACGUAAGAAAACAAGAUACGUGAAAAGCUCGUAAUAGGGAUUAAUCACUUUAUUAUAGCCCAUGAUGGUUUGAAUGCUAAUGACCGUUUGUGAUGCGCUUAAAACUAUCUAAGCUUUUAUACCUUUUAAAGCCGAGGAUGCAUCAACGGUUCAUUACUUAAUUUAUUCUCAAAAUAUCCGCAAUGAACAACAUUUUUUAAAUAUAUAUAUUGUAAUGAAAAUUAAAUAUCAGAUUUUUGUUUAAAUUAAAGAUCAGAUUUAAGGAAAGUUGUUUUUCUGCAUACUUCCUACGACAUGGCCGUGACGGUACUUGAGUACAUCAGUUACAUGUUUUUCGUGAUCCUUUUUUUCUUCUCGUUGCUGACCGUCGUAGGCUGGGCUGCACAGCAUAGUUUGGGCAAACGGGCUCUUCGUAAGAUGGCUUCGCCGCUUUCUGUAAAUUCAAAACCCAAAAUUUUCCCGCCAGCCAUAUGGGACUCUUUGUUGAAACUGAGUUUCGGAUGGCAGGAAGAAGACGCCUAUAACGGGCUGAAAAGCUUAUUGUCGUCGCUGCUCUCGUUCGAACCCAUGAGGGAAAACUGUCGCCAGGCUUGGGUUCAAGCACUCAAUAAGCAAGCUUGUAGACCCGGGAGUUCAAUGCGAAUAAACUUUGGAGAGAACCUACCGUUUCCAGCGUCUGCUAGCAUUGACUGCAUAACAUAUGCUGGCCAAUCAGCACACAGCAUGGUGUUGCACUGCAACUGUACAGUGGAAACAGUAACAUUUCCUGUGACUGUCACCCAGCAGUCACCUGCAACAGUAUCUGUGGAUACAUUCCAGGUUACCAUAGCACCGGUGCAGGCACAGAUGGUAGUGCAUCUGGAGGACAUGGAUAAAGAAGGUCUUCUUGCAUCAUGGACCUUUUCCCAGCAGCCCCUAUUGCACUUGACGGUGGUGCCAUGCCAAGUCCAGCAAGAGGUUGGCAGAGAGUUUGACUUAAACGUAGUGGGUGAGCUAGUGAAGAGCACAAUUAUCAACAGCCAGCCUGCCGUGAUUCUCUGCCUCAGAACCAGUGAUCCAGAACUCAAGUCCGAGGAGGAAAACAGCCACCAUGGAGACCUGAAUCCCAGCUCGCCUGUCCUUUCUGGAGUGCCAGAGUCACACUGUCACUCCUCCUUAAAGAUGAAUGUGGUGGAGAGACCGCCUGCAGGGAAUUCAGCAGGUUACCCUGUGGAGACCCAUGGGUUACCCAGUCCCAUCCAAACUUCGGACAGUGAGGUCUCUGACAGGCAGGUCUCCAAGGCUGGGGCUGCUGUACAGCCACUGGUGGAGCCUUCUGACAAAGCAGCAAAGGGGACACCUCCCAAGAGGGUCACGCUGAAGGCUCUGAUCAACGAGGAUGGCUCCACCUCAUUGGCUGGAAGUCUUGCAGCGAUGGACACAGGACGUGAGCCAGGCACGAUGAGGGAGGUUGCACACUCCAACAAUGACAAGCGACCUUCUGUGCAUGACCCUGGAUGGGAGAUGGGUUCCACAGGGGCACUGGAGACACACAGUCUAAAGGACCAGAAAGGGGGGUUCCUCCGCAGCAGCACCAGACUUCUGCUCCGGAAAAAGUCUCGGCAGAAGGACCCCAGUCUCAGUCGGUCCCACGAGGAUGUUGCCGAUUCGAGCAGCGGGUGCUCACCACGCAGAAGGUCCAGCAGUUUCUCCCGGCGCCUGAUCAAGCGGUUCUCUCUCCGCUCCAGAUCCGGGGGGAAGUCCAACCUGGGUGGGGGGUUGGGCUGAAGGAGGGGGCAGGAGAGCUGGUCAAGUGGGUGAGAUUUUCACCUCAAAGUACUGUGGAAUCAUCUCUGUCGUUUCAGGUUCACCAGAAGGAAACCACUAGCGUGUUUCAGUUCUGAGGCUGAAACAUGUCUCUUACCAGCAGAAGCUGCAUUAGACUGUCUUAUUGUCAUUUUGAUAGACAGGGUAGUAAAAAUUCUGCCAUAAUCUAUCAUUUGAAUUUUUUAAAGAUAAUAAGAUAUAUUAAAUAGCAUUUAAUUUUCAUUAA